UUCGAUUGCGCCGCCUCUGUGCUUCCACACUUUCUUCUGCCCAGGAUGGCGCUUGCGGAUGCCUUUCGUGUCCCAAAUCACACGCGCAUUGGGGAAUCAUGGAUCACGCUGCCAGUGUGGAGUAGUGCGAGCGAGAUCUUUAGGGUACCAUGUGCGUAAGUGAAAGCACCAGCGCCCCGGUUGGGUGACUGGUGUGCUGUCCAAGGGUCCCGUCCGCUGUUACCUGUAGGUAUGCAGGAGUAAAUAGGCCCCCCGUCCUAGCUACAUUACCUACUACGGCCAGGUUUGGAGUUGGCCCGGCUGGAGCGGGCGGGUGGAUGGGAGAAACAAUAAGCCCGACAGCACCAUUGUGAUUUGUGACCAUGUAGCAUGGCACUCCCCAAAGGGCCGGUCGCGAGCCUACGUGUCUUGGUCACCGGCGAUAGGAGGUACUCAGUCUGCAGAAAGGCCACUGCGCUGCACCUCCAUUUCGACCUUUUGACCUCCAGCGCUGGAACGCUGCACGUCGUCAAACAAAAACAAUCCUCUGUCGCCGCCAGCCAGCCAGCCACGAGCAGAGCGUCAAUAAUCAUGACCGCUGUCGCAGAUGGACUGCGAUCUUCUUAUCAUUCAGCCUGCUCGGAAUAGCGAGACGGAUCACACCAGGCAUACGCAACUCGGCUCAGCCGCCGAACACCCUGUCCAACCCAACAAACAGACCUUCCAAACACGAAUCACGAUAUCUUGCGAGAGCCCAGGAUGCAAUUCAUCAGGCGCGCUCCAGAUGAAUGGCUGCCGGAGAACAACAGCGUGGACGGCGCAGAUGUUGUCGUUCAAAUUGGCUCUGCGAAAACUGGUCUCCAAGCAGCCCAUCUGAUGCACGCCAACAUCCGCAUCUCCCGCUCACCACAACUCGCUGUUGAAGCACUGGAUCCAACUCAUACCUUGGUAUUACCACAGGCCACUACCACGCAAGGCAAAGCGCUGGAAGCUCUGUCCGAAAUGCAGAACGCUCUCUCUCCCCAACCGCCGAAGGACGAGUCAUGUGGCUCGUGGAGUCCUUAUUCCCCUGAUGAUGCUUAUCCCUACAGGCCGCAACCUAGUUCGACAGGCCACGACAGCGCUACCCUGCCCUGUCUACGCCGGGAACCGUCUGAUGCUAUGCUUCCCGCCUACUACGAUCCUGGACAGCAUCCUUAUUACAUUUCGCAACAGACUUCUGCGUCUGCCGUGCGGGACAUGGCACUUUACAAGGGCGCGCCUACCAUUUUCGAGAACACUGGUCGUGCACCUCUGCGCACCAGGUCUUCCAAGGCUCCGGAAGUUGUUGAAGAGAACUUGCCACAGGCGAGAAACUUUCGCAGAUUCUCGACGAGAAGGAGCUCCAGAUCGCGAGGUCUGGAUCUGGUGAACCUAUUCCCUCAGCCCAGGUCAGCCAGCGUGCGCUUCUUCUCCCAAUCUCGACUUUCUCGAUCGCCAUUCACCAUGACCGACUUCACGUCGUCGCCCUCAUCCGAUCGCAAAUCCAGGAAGUCCAGAAUGGCCGCAGGCUCGGAGAGUGCAUCGGGUAGCGGCCGGUUUGGUAGACCAUUCGAUGAAGCUAUUCUCGACCAGCACAAGACGAACGUUCGCCGCCCUCCAAAGGGAAUUAAGAACUGGUUCGAUGCUUAUCUUGACGAGGACGACGAGGAAGAUGAUCUUGCAGAUGAGGUUGACGAAGCCGAGCCCCAGGAACUUCCCGGCGAUGAUCUACAUCCACCUGCCUAUACUGGCCACCAUCGACACGCGUCGCGAGCGAUUGAGAAAUCUACGAAUGGCUUCAGUGCACCAAUCGACUCACGCCAUGCGCCUCGCCAGGCUGUGGAAAAUGCUCCGGGGCACGCGCGCCUCAAUCGGAGCAGCAACUCCAGCAGAACCGACAGCAUCCAGUCUUCGCAUCUGGGUAGCAAGUACGAUGGUGCGCACAAUAGAGUUGCGUCGUCCAAUAUAGAAGGAGAUAGUAUAAUGUCGUUAUCGGGAUCUGAGUAUGAAGACGAAGAUGAGGACUACGAAUCAGAUGAGAAUGAUGAGGAGGAGGCCGACGGGGCUCGGGGCAAGCUACCAGCAAUCCGAGACAGUAUCUUCGAUGAUCGCAACAUAAUGGUUGCGGAUGCGUCCACAUUAGACGUCAUGAGAGUGCCGAAGCCGACACAACUCAGUGACAUACGCAUCUAUAACCAAGUGAACAGCAGUCGAAGCUCAUUCCGCUCAUCAACAUCUGCGCCCUCGACACAGCGCCGCGACAGGCUAGCUCCGCUACCGCCUCAUCAGGAACAGCCUUCUUUCAGCGCAAUCGCUUCCGACUCUGACACGUUACGGCGCUUGAAUGGACUUAGUGUGAAAUCGUCCUGUACCACCGAGACCACUGAGACCAGCCACACUAGUCGGACGCAAGAGACUCGAAGCUCAGGGACUUCCUACGAUGACCCUGUCAACAGGGCGUCACAAGACGCUCUGCAUAUGGUCGCAAUCACCGAGGAGGAGAGAAUGUUACUCGAAAUCAUGAGGCAAAAGCGCGUUGCGAUGCAGCAGAUGUCGUUCACCGAAGGCUACCAAUUAGCACUUCGCACCGAGCAGCAACGUCUAGCGUCGCGUUCUAGUAACGCCGAGGAACAUGUCUUGAACCGUAUCGAAGUUGAGCGAAAGGGCAAGAGCGAGUAUCGCGCAACUGAAAUGGGUGCAUCUGCUCAAACUCCGACGCAAGAAAGCGAGAUGCGCAGACAGCUGAGCGCCAUAUGCAAAGAACAAGUCGACGACCGUUUUCAGAUGGAGAGGUUCUUGAAUAUGUCUGGACCAGCACCAUUAGCAUCACACCCGCCUGAUGCGCCGCAGACUGCACGGAAGAUAAGAGCACCCAGCGGAGAAGUGCUGCCCGCCACCAGAUAUUCUCCGGUCGCGUAUGGUACGCCUGCCACGAGCAUCUCGGGAAAGGCUAGUUGCUCCUCGAUGACCGACUUGAAUGAUGCUGAGGCUGUCCGAAUGAGAGUGAAGCAAUUCAUCUCGAGCAAAGGCGCUGUACCACCACUUGAUUCGAACAUACGAACCAUGCGCCGACCGCCAACACGACAAACUACGAGCAUGUCGCCGUCACCCGUGAUGGAAGAGGAUCAAACUGGUGCUCCCCCUCUCCCACCACGAAGCCCGCAGCGCUCCGUGAGUCACAGACGCGGGUUUUCCAACAACACAGUGAGCACAUUGGGCCUCAGACGAUCUUCGUCGUCCAUCCGGGGUGAAUCGAAGGACAGAUCUCCCGUAUCAGCGCUCAGCGGCAAAUGCAGCACACAUCGAACGAACUCUCCCGACAUGAUUGUCGCACAGCAUGACUCGAUUCACGACGUGGCGUGCCUGUCAUCGAGACUUGUUGUGCCUAACCAGGGCGAUGGCAAGGUCGCAGAGUCACCCGCACCGCUUCAACUGAGCUCCUAUCAACCUCGCGUAUCAUCCAUGGCAGCCUCUCCAUUUGCGACUCUCAUCAAUUCAGCUUCGAGGAACAAUGUCCUACAUCACCCGGCACCUCACGUCAGCUCGCAAUCUGACCAUCCUCGCGGAGCUUCGUCAACGGAAAUGUGUCCUGCGCCUGCCCACGAUGGGUUGCAAAAGAUCGAUGUCACAAAGACCCGAGUGAGUAUGGGCAAACAACCAGUCCUGCCUAGACUCGAUACCAGGGACCACGUGCGCGACGCGCGGGCUAGCAUGCUGAGCAUUACGUCUGCCGGCGAGGAGGUUCUGAAUGCGUGGGCCGAGCUAGGAGGCGGACAGGAUUGCCUCCAGACAAAGGUCAGGCAUCGUGUCUCGUGAAUGGGAGAAGGCGUUAUGCCGUCGACGCUGGCUGUGCCGCUGUGGUACACGUCUCCCAGUCGUCAAUUCUCACAAGUGCAGAGAUUACCAGGGUGUACCCGAGCUUUCGCUACGCUCGGCACAGCUAUGUAUGGAACCCAUGCGGACUGGUAAAUUCCAUUCUUGGAGUCUCGGAUGCAAAACCAAAUGACCAUAUAGUGUGCGAGCUUUUUCUUCUCUGCAGGGAUACCCUUUUUUUUUAUAAAGAUAUGACGAAGUGCUCGCACAAUUUGAUACAACAUCUCUCGUGGUACGAGCUCAGUCGAAGUUCACAAUUCACCCGUCUGUGUAUCAGGGGGUAAGAUUGAAUUGCAUGUAUUACUCGUAGAUCGUCCACGGUCCGCGAAUGCCGUACGCGGAACUGGUCUACCCACGAAAUUGCCAGUCCACUCUAUGACCCUCGUCAACUUGGCCAUCGACGGUGCUGGAAG
Sphaerulina musiva SO2202 is the source of this 4286-nucleotide messenger RNA. RefSeq lists its product as uncharacterized. Lineage: Eukaryota; Fungi; Ascomycota; Dothideomycetes; Mycosphaerellales; Mycosphaerellaceae. The record is from RefSeq and is a predicted model, not a curated record. Bases 739 to 3816 code for a protein of 1025 amino acids. The transcript has a single exon.